GCAGCAGGCGGCAGCGAGCGGCGCGACAAACGUAUACGGGGGUGGACACGGGCCCGAAUCGACCCGCAGAGCCGCGCGAUUCCAAGUUCCGAGCCGGCCAGAGGCUCGUCGACUCCCAGGAGGUGUAAGAGACGCGGCAGCGGCGAGAUCCGGAGCAGGGUGCGCCCGGUGUGGUGCCCGGCGACCCCUCCGAGGGUCCCGGCCUGGCCUGGUGCACGAGUGGCGCGUGCGGGACCGACACGGAGGCCGAGGCUCGGCAGACGCGCGACUCGCGCGCUUCUUCGGGCACGGGCAGGCGGGCGGAGAGGCGCGGCGCCAGGCGGCGCCGGCUCCUCGCCGAUCUCUCGUCCCGGUGCCGUCUGAUGAGCUCCUCCGUUGCGCCUUCGGUGGUAAGAUGGCGGUGCAGCUGGAUGGAGGGGGAAAGGAGGACUUGAAAACACAGUUUGUCACGAGGGAAGGAACCUACAAGCUCAUGACCCUCUCCGAGUACUCCAGGCCGAACCGGGUGGGAUACACGAACAGCCAGGGCAGCGCCUCCGUCAGGGUGUCCUUCGUCACUCUGCCCGACCCCGCCGACCCGACGGGCACUCAGGGACUCGGGGACCGAAUGUGCUUCAAUUCCGGCAAGGAGCUCUACGUCUACGUCUACCGAGGGGUCAAAAAGGCAGUGGAUCUCAAUAAACCAGUAGACAGGAAGUUGUAUAAAGGAACGAAUCCAACUUGUCAUAAUUUCAACCAAACUGCGGCGACUGCGGAUAGCGCACCAUUGUUGGUAGGCUUUUCUACUGGACAAAUUCAACUAAUAGAUCCGAUGAAGAAAGAGGUUGGCAAACUGUACAAUGAAGAGAGGCUCAUAGAUAAGAGUAAAGUAACUUGCAUAAAGUGGGUUCCGGAGUCGAGCAAGCUGUUCUUGGUGUCCCACAGUUCCGGUCAGCUGUAUCUCUACAACGAGGAGCUCCUCUGCGGUCCUACGCCGCCUCAUUAUCAGCCGUUCAAAUCAGGCGACGGGUACGCGAUUCACACCUGCAAGACUAAGUCUACAAGAAAUCCGCUGUACAGAUGGGUGAUAGGAGCGGAGGGAUGUUGUAUAAACGAGUUUGCCUUCAGUCCCUGUGGAACGAAUCUAGCAGUGGUAUCCCAAGACGGUUUCCUUAGAGUGUUCCACUACGACACCAUGGAACUGGUUGGCUCCGCGAGAAGUUACUUCGGUGGAUUCCUCUGCGUAUGUUGGUCCCCGGACGGGAGGUACGUGGUCGUCGGCGGGGAGGACGACCUAGUGACGAUCUGGAGUUUCCACGAGAAAAGGGUCGUCGCGAGAGGCCAGGGCCACCACAGUUGGGUAAGUGUCGUCGCUUUCGACCCGUACACCACGUCCUACGGCGACCACGACCCGGACUUCAGCGGGUCGGACGAAGAGUCGACGCCGCACAACAACCGGAACCACUUCAACGAGAAGAACACCGGCAGGGUGUCGAAUUCCUCGCAGGGUGUGCACUCCAACAGGAACUCUUGCGGCUCGGAGCUGAAGGUAUCCGGAGGAACGUGCUACAGGCUGGGAAGCGUGUCCCAGGACACCCAGCUGUGUUUGUGGGACAUUACGGAAGACGUGCUCAGGCAACCGAUGUGCGCCAAGCAGAGGACGUCGACGGCCGGCUCGGGGACGUUCUCCUCCUCGGGGACCUUCACCAGCGGGAACGGCGCGACGACGAACCACCACUCUAACAGCAACAAGCAUAAUAACUCGAAUAACGUUAACUUCAAGGAGAGUGCCAGUGGUAAUAACGAAAGUAGUAACAAUAGCACCGGUACCAAUGCCGCGGUCUCCACCGUGAACUCCCUCACCCAGAGGUUAGCGGGCCUCGGGUUUGGAGAACGUAAGGGCGUUAACCAUAAGAGGAACUUUAGUCUGACCUCCAGGGGUACCGGUACCAGCAACAACUCGACGUUGCAGAACAGUAGUGGGGACAAGCCGGGGAGUAACUCUAACACGAGUAAUUCUAACAGUGUCAGUGGGAGUUUAGGUGCCAGUAAAAAGGUCAGCUCGGUUAUGGACGACCCGAUGAGGUUGAUAGGGACUGCCUGGUGCCCUAGGUUCGACGAGUGCCCUGUCCUGGAGCCGCUGGUAUGCAAAAAGCUGGCCCACGAGAGACUGACUGAACUAGUGUUUAGGGAAGAUUGCUUCGUGACGGCGUGUCAGGACGGAUACGUCUACACAUGGGCGAGGCCUGGUCAUAUGGUAGGUCCCCUCACCAUAAGCAGCACCCUGCACAGGCCACACCAUCACCACCCUUACACCAACGUUACUUCCAUGCGAUCUAACGAUCUCUGAUGUAGCCCAUCCUCUAUCGUUAUUAAAGCUCCGUAAUCUAGAGUUUAUUAAUGAUUAAUCGAACGACUUUUUGUAUAUAAUAGAGCGGUAGCUUAGGUGUGUACAUUGAUUGAGGAACGCCCGGAAGAUCUGUAACGCUUCGGAACUGCUACGCCGACGCUCUUUGGUACCGAUCGAGCUGCGAUAUCAAAUUGCAAGAAGAUUUUUUACCUGUUCUGCGUCGAGACGCAUGUUAUUGACACGCAAUAUUCAAGCCAAGAGAACAGUGCUACGUGGUGCCCUUUCGCUUCUUUGCGUAACCGGGGUACAGCCUGAAAUAAAUGCGAGGAAGAACGUUACAACGUCUUUAUAGGUCGCUCUUUUUACCACAAAUUGACUAGACAUACAAGACGCGGUAUUUUUCUUAUCCCGAUGGUCGGAAAGCACGAUUCUCUUCGUCGGUACUCUUCUUAUCCGGUCUUUUCGGAAACGGUCAUGCGUCAAACUGCGUUGCAAACUGUGCGUACCUUUGUCCGGUACUAGGAUCAAUGUGGAGAUUAUUUAAAGUACAUGGGCGAGGACGGAAGCGUUAUAGGUCUUUUUCGGUUCCUCCCAGUCCGUACUGUACAUGGUUUAUCGGAAGAGCACAGAUGGACAAACCUCUGAGUGGACAUACGAUCUCGACGGUACCACGGUCGUCAGAUAAUCGCCGCACUCCGUCGAUAGCAUAUACAUAUAUAUAUACAUAUAUAAAUAUUAUAUAUCCCAGAGACUCUACCAGUCCUUUUUGCAAGGCUCAGCCGGCGCAAUGGAGGCCAAAUAGAUCCCUUUUGAGAGUUAAGGUCCGGUGCAGGGCACUCGUCCUCGUAAUACGAAAUCCGAUUUCCAUUCUCUUAGAGAUAAGGACGCGAGAUGGCCUGACAUGGGUUUUGCUCUCAUCAUUCCGCGAUAUCGUGGCCGCCGGUCGUUAAAAGUUCUAUCGCUGACGUGGUGCACACGCGCGUGUUCUCGCCGCAGCAGCGCCGCAGCGGUGGCGAACGGAAACUUCGGGGACUCACAGUGUCCGCCGGAGUCACGCAAUACGGGCGCUAGGAAGAUGAAACGUUGCUUUUAUAUGUAUUUAUUACGUACUUAAUAUAUAUAAUAAUAUACGUAUUUAAUAUAUAUAAUAGUAUACGUAUUUAAUGUGCAAAAGGAACGUUUCUAAUCUGACGAGCGACAACCAAAAGAGACACGAUCGGGAACGGGGUUGGCAAAGUUCCAUUCCGGUCAAAAACUGCGGUUUUUUAUUCCCGUUUUUUUCUCCAAUAAAUAAAAUACAGUGCGUAAAGUCCACUCAAUUUUGCCCAGGGCUUUUGCCGGUUAAAACCAUGUUAUGAAAUCAAUCGGGAUGUAUUUCGCUUGAAAUUUAUUGUAAUAUUGUGUAUGCACCCUGUACCUACACGUGCGCUACACUCACAUCCAAAGAAGUGGAAAUUAAUUCUUAACUAUCUACGGUGUAGGUAGCGUUAAAACUUUUUUUUUUUUUCCUACGCAUCCUCGGGAUAAGACAAUGGACAAUGAACCCGGUUUAAAUGUGGUUUUAAGCAGGGUAUGACCACUGGUUUUUAGGCAACUAUUUAGACGGGAGAAACCAGUAAAUGCGCAUCCCCGGGAUAAGACAAUGGAAUUAACCCGGUUUAAAUAUGGUUUUAACCAGGUUAUAACCACUGGUUUUUAGGCAACUAUUUAGGCGGGAAGUACCAGUAAAUAUGGGUUAAACCGGUUAAAACCAUUGGGCUCUGGGCUUUUUGUAAAAAAUACCGGAUUUAUGCCAACCCUGGUCAGGAAACGCGAGAGACUUCAUUUUUGGUUGCACGGUCAGACGAAUUUCUCCCAUACGUCGAAAAGGCUCCGUGUUCAAAGAGCUAAAUAUUUCCUUGGUUCAU
Molecule: messenger RNA, 4236 nt
Organism: Orussus abietinus
Lineage: Eukaryota; Metazoa; Arthropoda; Insecta; Hymenoptera; Orussidae
Product: WD repeat-containing protein 20
Exons: 3
Coding region: 395-2329 (644 amino acids)
Molecular function (GO): protein binding
Source: RefSeq, a predicted model, not a curated record